Trametes versicolor FP-101664 SS1 is the source of this 993-nucleotide messenger RNA. RefSeq lists its product as uncharacterized. NCBI's taxonomy places the organism in Eukaryota, Fungi, Basidiomycota, Agaricomycetes, Polyporales, Polyporaceae. The coding region runs from base 1 to 993 and encodes 330 amino acids. The record is from RefSeq and is a predicted model, not a curated record. The transcript is spliced from 6 exons.
AUGCAUUCCUUCCCAGUACUUCUCGCAUCUCUUUUCGCGGUGCUUCCGCACGUCGCCGCCCACGGCUACCUCAAGAGCGUUGCCAUCGACGGCAAGACAUACCAGGGCAACGUCCCGAACCAGGCCGCAGCCGACAGCCCGAUCCGCCAAAUCAACGACGUCGACCCCGUAAAGGGCGCGAGCAACCCGAACCUCUCGUGCGGCCAGAGCGCGCAGAACGCGGCGCUCGUCGUGCCCGCCAACCCCGGCAGCACGGUCGCCUUCGCCUGGGCCUCCGGUAACGGCGGCAACUGGCCGCACAAUACCGGGCCCAUGCUGACGUACAUGGCGUCGUGCGGGAGCACGACUUGUGACAAGUUCGAUGCAUCGGGCGCGCAGUGGUUCAAGGUCGACCAGGUUGGCAAGAAGAGCGACGGCUCGACCUGGGUGCAGCAGGACAUCAUGAACGGCCAAACCUACUCGAUGACGCUCCCGGACAACAUCGUCCCCGGCGACUAUCUCAUCCGGCAUGAGAUCAUCGCUCUGCAGCUGGCUGUGUCCAUGGGCGGCGCAGAGUUCUACCCGUCCUGUACUCAGGUGCGAGUCAGCGGCAACGGCAACGGCGCCCCCAACGCGACCGUGAGCUUCCCUGGCGCGUACUCCGACAGCGACCCCGGCAUCUUCGACCCCAAUGUCUACAACCCGGGCUCGAGCUACACGUUCCCUGGUCCCACCAUCGCCUCCUUCGUCACAGACAGCGGCAACGGCGCCUCUACCGACCCCUCUCCUUCGGCAUCUGCGCCCGUCUCCGCAUCUGCCUCUGCCUCCGCGUCCGCGUCGGCAUCUGCGGCCCCUUCCGCAUACCCGUCUGUAUCCCCCACCAGCCCCAGCUCCGCUUCUGCCGCACCGACCGCCACUAGCUCAAGCUCUGGCAGCUGCCCCGGCAUGGACAAACGUUCGGGGUACCGUCCCCGUCGUUUCAGCCGGGUUAUGCGCGACAUCAACCAAGAUUGA